UGAACUUGUCUUGACCUCUUGACCCCUGAGCUCUGGCUGUGUCUCCCUCCUCACCCAGUGACAUGUGAGGGCGACACCAGGACCACACGACCCGUCUCCUGCCUCCAGGAGCCGGGGCAGCCGAGGGCUCCCGCACGGACCCGGUGUGGAGCAACCCGUUUUUGGUUUCCCCCAAACGGCUCCGGCCCGGGCCUCAGUCCGCGGUCUAGAGUUUGACAGCGGGCGGGUUGAGGCUGAAGCACGUCGGCGUGUAGCGGCCAUCCAGCCCCGGUGCCCCGGCCACCAUCAUGGGAGACAGCAGAGAUUCUCGCAGCCCGGACAGUUCAUCUGUGUCCUCCCCUCCAUCAGGCCAACGCUCGCCCCCACUGGUUCCCUCCGCUGCUUCCAUGACUUCCCUUCCUCCCAUCACCACCAGCGGAGUCAACAGCCCCAUCAGUAGCAUCGGCUCCCCCUUUUCUGUCAUCAGCUCUUCACUGGGCUCACCCUGCCUCCCCGGCACACCGUCGGUGGGCUACGGCCCCAUUAGCAGCCCGCAGAUCAACUCAACAGUGUCCAUGUCGGGGCUCCACGCAGUGAGCAGCUCUGAUGAUGUGAAACCUCCACUGGGCUUGCAGCCGCUGUCCCCCCACAGCCCUGGGCCGAUGCUUUCCCAGAAACGCCUUUGUGCCAUCUGUGGAGACAGAUCCUCUGGUAAGCACUAUGGCGUCUACAGUUGUGAGGGCUGCAAAGGCUUCUUCAAGCGAACAGUGCGCAAAGAUCUGACGUACACGUGUCGGGACAGUAAAGACUGUAUGGUGGAUAAGAGACAGAGGAACCGCUGCCAGUACUGCCGCUACCAGAAGUGCCUGGCUAUGGGCAUGAAGAGAGAAGUGGCCAAGAUGAACGACAGAUCUGUCCAAGAGGAACGGCAGAGGAACAAGGAACGAGAGGGCGAGGUGGAGUCGACGAGUGCAGUGAAUGAGGAGAUGCCUGUGGAGAAGAUUUUGGAGGCGGAGGUGGCUGUGGAGCAGAAGACCGAGCUUCAUGCAGAUGGCAGUUCAGGUGGCAGCUCUCCCAACGAUCCUGUCACCAACAUCUGUCAGGCAGCAGACAAGCAGCUUUUCACCCUGGUGGAGUGGGCCAAGAGGAUCCCUCACUUCUCUGAGCUGCAGCUGGACGACCAGGUCAUCCUGCUUCGUGCAGGCUGGAAUGAACUCUUGAUUGCAUCGUUCUCCCAUCGCUCCAUCUCAGUGAAGGACGGAAUCCUACUGGCCACCGGCCUUCACGUCCACAGGAACAGUGCUCACAGUGCUGGUGUAGGAGCGAUCUUUGACAGGGCGCACAAUGCUGAGGUUGGGGCCAUAUUUGACAGGGUUUUGACAGAGCUUGUAAGUAAGAUGAGAGACAUGCAAAUGGACAAGUCUGAGCUGGGCUGCCUUCGAGCCAUCAUCCUCUUCAACCCAGAUGCCAAGGGCUUGUCCAAUCCCAGUGAGGUGGAGCUCCUGAGGGAGCGGGUGUACGCAUCCCUCGAGUCUUACUGCAAACAGAAGUAUCCCGAUCAGCAGGGCAGGUUUGCAAAGCUCCUCCUCCGUCUCCCAGCACUGCGCUCCAUUGGUCUUAAGUGCCUGGAGCACCUGUUCUUCUUUAAACUGAUCGGUGACACGCCCAUCGACACCUUCCUGAUGGAGAUGCUGGAGGCGCCUCACCAGCUCACCUAGAGGAGCCAGGUUGGGUUCGGUCAGGAUCCAGUGCACACCAGGAGACCCAGCACGUUGCACCGUGUUGGGUCAUUGGCUCUUCUCAUUGAGCCUCACUUAACUGCAGCACCUGCUGGUUUAAACGUACCAGCUCUCACACUUACACACACACACGUAUUGCCCAUCAUCGGCUAAUUAUCUUCACACAUGCACAUGCAGGUCUUUACUUGCAUGCAUGAACUGACAGAAAAUAUAACAACUAAUAUACAGCUAAUGUGGCUCUGAAUGAAGAGAAUGCCAAAACACAAACAUACUCAAACACACACACACACAUUUUCACCAUCUUUUCUGUUACUGUUUUCCACCACAGGGGUUACCAUUCAAUGAAUUAAGCCCUUUUAUCAAACAGCUACAGCAAAUGUCUUAAUUUUAAUUUAGUCUUCAGUUUUCACAUCUUCAUCUCGCAGUUGGUUUUUGCUUCUGCGUAACUGGUAUAGCCUACUUCCCCUGUUUUGACUUGGGUUGCUUAGUUACACUGCUAGCUGCACCUCUGUAUGUUAUAUCCAUCACUAGCCGGUUAGUUAUUCAUGUAUGGUUUUUAGCUUGAAAUCAGGUGCAUAAUUUCAAUCAACUGUCCGCCAUCGAACCGAUUUACUUGUUAUUGGUCAGGAGGUGUCCUGUUACGCACAGGAAGACACACACUCUCAGUGAGUUAAUUCAAUCUCAGAAACAUUUUAAAUAUUUUAUGCUUUUCUUGAAUAUUCAUGCUGAAACUUGUUUGAGUUUCUAUUUUUGAAGUACUGUACUCAUGAAAUGAGAGCUUUUUCCAAGGCAUUGAAAUCCAGGAAAAGGGGGCGGGGAGCACUUAGUUGAGCAGACAAACUUAGUCCCUCCCACCCUGAUGCGCACAGCGGGCUUUGUAAGACAAGAAGAAUGACUUGAAUUAUUGUUUUUAGUUUUGAUUUUAUCCUUUUCUCUACUUUGGCAGUUGUUUGGCAUUUUAAACAGCUUGAGGCUCACAGGAAGUUCAGCUUCAUGCAAGACAGAAUGAGAGUAUUUGUUUCUCUUUUGUCUCCUGUUCCCCCCCCAGAGUCCUCCCUUUGCUGGUGGUCAUUGAUGCACUUUUGUGAGUUGUAACUGUGUAAAUGUUCCUGUUUCCAUCUUUUCUCAGACACCUAAGACGACCUUAAAGGUACUAUGUGUAGGGUUUUCUCAUUAUUGCAUCAUUUUCAAAUCAGACGUGAUUAUUUUUAUGACUUCUGAAAAAUAAUUGGCCACACCCUGCACCCGGUUGAACUUUUCAGACUCGAUAGGUUGCUCCAUCAACUGUCCAAUGGCCAUGGAAGAGAGAAAUGAUAUUCUCUACUCGCUGAACAAUUCUACCUGUUAUCAGUCGGCCUGUAUCUCACGUCUGGUGUUUGCUGCAUCUAACCCAGCAGUUAAAGUGUCCUUGUACAAGAUACUGGAGCUGUACGAGUUUUACAGGAGUUGCUUUACAUUUAACAUGCUGUGCUCUUUCCUCUCUGUGGUGGGAAAAGCUGAAUUUGUGUGCAACACUAAAAAACAGCAGCUGAAAUAAUCUGGCAGUUUCAGUAUUUAAUUUGCGAUGCAGUACUUCUGCAGCCCCGAAAGCCAGUGUUGGAAAGACAAAGAACCUUUUUAUAUGUGUUGUGUUACUGUAAUGCAAUAAUGAAAUGAAUUAGCGCUAUGUAAUGGAAAUCCUACACGUACUACCUGCAGCUUCGGAAACUUUAUUCAGUGUGUAUUGGCUCAGUGCUUGCGACUUUUGUACAGUAGAUGUAAAUAAUAAACAAAACAACACCACAGGAGUCCCGCAGAAACAAAGACCUGCUCACGCUCUCGAAGGUCGAUUAUCUGACUCCAACUGACAGAUUUACAAUCUUUAUUUUCUGCUGUCGAACCCACGUCCGGUGUGAUGACGUCACCAUGUAAUUGUUUUUGAGCCCAGGGCCAAACCACACCGUGCUGCUGCUUUUGCACCGACUGCUGCCGAUGUUUGCUGUUGCCCUCUUCAACUGAUUGGCUGGAUUUCAUUGACAAUGGCACUUGACAUUUAUUGUGAUAAAAAUUUUGUGGGCAACCGAAUGUGAGCAUUGCAGCGAGAAGUCAAACGCAGCUAACGCAUGGUCAGGAGAUACGAAGCAAACUAUGAAUCAACCCAUCUACACGUUAAGAUUCAUCAAAGGUUUUUGUUAGUGAAGUAUUUAAAAGACUGUUGACAUUCUGAGGUAUAUCUAGCCUUCUUAUUUGUCACCACAUUUAAUAGAAAUUAGAAACUUUUGCAGUAUCAUUCUACAGGGAAGAGGUGCAGCUGUCCUCUACCAGGUGCUAAAGAACUAAUAUGGUCUUUUAGUUUUAAGACUUGCACAUUUUCAUCAAUGCAAAACGGUAUGCAAGUACACAGACAAAUCAGACAGCCAUUGUCCACUCUUUUGUUAUUUUAUGACCCUGAACUUUAUUGCAGACUCCAAGCUAUGGAAAAUGAACACCAGCUAUGUGCUUGUACAUUUUGACUGUGGCUGAUGAGUGUUUGUCCUCUACCAGACACAGCCAAAGCCUUUUGUAUCUUAGAGAGCAGUUCGGUUGGUGGAGGCAAUGAAAGUGGCUGUUGAAUUGUUGGGCUUUAUCAGCUACUUUGACCAGAACGAGCAAUGAGCUUCCUGCCCUGCAGAUGGUCCAAAAACGUCUUCUCAGAGAGGAUACUCCCCCAUGUGAUGUGGACUUGGAGGCUGGCAGUUAGAUGACCUGUGAAACAGGUGGUUUUGUUUGACAUGUCAAAACGUUGGUCUAACCCUAAGAGUUUGGUGUUGUUUCAGUUUUUCUCCAUGUAAUGAGUUCAUGCUGCCAACUCAACAAAGUAUUCUCCAGAUGUCCACUCAUUUCCUACAUGCAGAGAAAGGUCAGGCCCUGGUUUGUCAGAGCUGCCGCUGCAUUUUAACGUUUCAAACUGGUUGCAAGCUAAUGAUCUGCCAGGCAUCUUCUACUGUCCCAGAUGUGGUCUCAGCACUUUAUGGCUUGAGUUGGUUCAGAUCAUACACGUUAUAUAAAGAUGGACGACACAGCUCCACCUCCUCCCACUAUUCAGAAAUAGAAAUGAAUGCUGUCAUCCUGUGGCGGUGACGUCAUUCGGAGUCACACCGAUCAGGAGUGAGUCAGUCUCAGCAGUCGAUCUUGAAUUUUCAAGAAUUAAAGUAAUUAAAAUCAAACUUAUUUGUAUAUGUAAGCACAGUACCACACUCGCAAAGACUGCAAAUAAAGAUGGGCGACGCGUCUCCACUUCUUUCCACUGUCUAGAAAUGAAGCCCAAAUAUCCCUCAUAUGAACGCUGCCAUCUUGGAGCUGGAGUCUGCGCAGUAGCGAUCGGGGGAUUGAGCCGCUCUGUCAAGGUCACGUCAAAACACGUGCUUGACCAGUCUCGGCUGUCAAUCAUGCAGUCUCAGCUGUUUUGUGAUUGAAACCAAACUGAUCAGAAACAUGUGAACAUACAUCAAUGUGAUGUAAACUACAUAAAAUGAGAGAAACCAUCUUUGAAAAAACAACAAUUAAUGUGUAUUUUGGAGGAUGCUGGGUUUAUGACCUAUGCUGAAACUAGCCACCAGGGGGCGAUCGAGACACUUUGGCUUCACUUUUUUGAAGCCAUCAUGUCGAUCUUUAUUUGCAGCCUCUUGUUCAGCCGAACUUUAACUGGCACAGACUUCGUGAUCUGGAUUCGAGCUCAUCUACGCUCUGAGAAAUUUGCUGUGGGAUGAAGUGCUCGUCUUUAAGAGAGGAGGCCGACUUUAAAUAAUCUCAUCUUUAGUUUGUUUGACGUCUCAGUGACUAUCUCUGCAGGGCUUUUCUCUUGGAGUUUCCUCUGUUGAAUGUUUGAGCCUGCUGCUACUGCGUCGUGUUUAUUCCUGGGGGAUGGGAAUGAUUACGCUUACCAGUCGAGUGCUGGAGCAUCUGCUAGUUGACUAUAAAAGACUAGUCGCUACACAUCUGACUGAGUAAAUGCCAUCUUUGUGGAUAAUCCAUCAAAAAGUAAAAAUAUGCAACUUGUAUAUUUGUCUCGUGGUAACUAGGUUAAGCAGUUGUCAUGCAAUGUGUGCAUUGUGUUUCUGGCAUUUGUGAAUUCAGCUUCGUCUUUGCUACAUGAGCUCACAUUGAUUGGCAGUGAAAUUAUUGAGAAUUCUCAUCCCUCCGUGUUGAAGCAGUGCAUUUGAGUUUUGCUACGUCUUUUCUAUAUUUCUCUAUAUUUUGCUAUGAGCUUAGGUCAUUUGGAGAAAGGUAAACAUACAGUAAAAAGAUGAAGCUAGUGGUUGGGAACUUUUUUAGCAUUUGUACGGGGUAUGUGUGGCCACAUGUGUACGCUGUCAUGCACAUGUGUAUGGAAUCUGUCUGCAGCUACGCCUUUUUUGACCGGCAGAUACUGUAGCUUUGGCUGUGAUGUGCUGGCAGCCGGUGAAACUGAUUUGUUGGGCAGAAAUGAUGAAAGGAUGCACAGAGGAGAAGGAGCCAGGCUGGAGGGAUGAGUAACUGUUGACCUGAUCAAAACAACCCAGCCUCCUCCUUUCCUUCACUUUGUCCACUGCUUUACUUUAAACGCUUCUUCACGCAGUAUUACUGGCUUUGCAUUGGAAUGGACUUGUAAAAUUAAACUAUGAUUCUUGGACUGUUUGACGAGGAUGUGAAGCUUUUAAGUGGAAUAAGCGUGGGAGAGCUGUGAGGAAGGGAUUCAGUGCCGUGUGUCCCUCUUUGCUUUACUUUACUUGACGGCAGAGCAGCGACGAUCUGCGGUCGCCGUGGGAAACCGCCGGAUCGCACCGCGCCGCCCACAAAAUGUUUGUCGUUGCAACCGUGUGCACUCAAGGCAGACGCAUGCUGUGACCUUUUGACUGUGUAGCAGUAUUGUUGUCGCCAUCUUUGUUACAUUUUGAAAUUACUCACUUUUUUUGAAAAUAAAGACAUGAAUUAAAUAUGCUUUUUUUUAAAUGGAUUGCAGGCUGUGACUAAAGACUUGAUCAUCGUGUAUAGAUUAGAUAUCAUGGUGGCGUUUUCACCUAUUGACACAGGCCCCCUGGAGCCGAGGCAGAUUCCCAUUAAGGUCAAUGAGGUGCAGUGUGCAGCCUUGAAACCACCACCCUCACUGGUUUGUUUAUCACUGCCAAGCUGUUUGUGGAUGUGGCUGUUUCAGAUGCAGGCCACUCAGUCCCCACUGCUUGUUUUGUCAUGUAUGUUGUGAUUAUUGUGCAGCGCGCUAAACAGUGCGCCACCCUUGGCCUGUGUAGUGCAUACUAAAAAGGGGCCCUAAUAAGAAAGGAAUGACAGCUCGUGUGGAGAGGGGAGGUCACAGGAGGGAGGAGGAGACCAGGGUUUGGCCCUCUCUGGGUGCUCAAGCUGUGCAUUGGUGCUUUUUGCAGGGCCCCCCAGCCUGAAAACGUCUAGUUACCAAGACACAGGGACAUAGUUUUAUGAGUGAAACGCAAAUAAGGAAGGAUUUCAUCCCAAAUCUGCUCGUCUUCAGUUGGAUUUUCUGCACGAGCAACCUGACGUGUGUUUUCUGUGGCUGCUUCGGAUUGUGAGGAAGAAGUUGUGGCUCUGGUUGUUUGAAGCCCAGCAGCAUCCACAGGUGUGGUCUGCAGGCAACACCUUCAAAACCUGUUGGUUUUUAAGGUUUGAGGAGUCGUGAAGGGAAGUAGAGAGAGAGACUGAGGGAAGGAAAGAAGGGCAGGGACUCAGAGAACUCGGAUCAUUUGUCGACUGAAGUCAAACGGGAAAGAAUUCAACUUUCCAGUAGAUCUAGAAUCUUCCUUAAUUGUUUACUCUUCAUCUUUGAAAUCCACACAGUUUCUUUGUCUUGUUUCCUGUCUCCCUCUUCUCCAACUACGCUCUAAUCUUUUGUUUAUUACAAAGUAUUAAACAAAUACGAGAAGUGAUGAAUCAGAAUGGAAUCUGUCACUGUUAUUUUUUUAUUUUUCUCUCUUUCUCUUGUCUGUUCUUUGUCCUGUUUGUAUCCUACUCCCUCAUACAUGUGGAGCUGAUUGACUAUUGUGUGCUUUGGGGAUUGAAAGAGAAAAAAAAAAAUCUGAAUAAUUUUUUCAGUCAUUAAUUCUGAAUCUUGUUUCUGUUUGUUGUAUCAUGUCUGAGUAAAGGUUUUAAUACUGUA
Messenger RNA from Hippoglossus stenolepis (Pacific halibut), 7842 nucleotides. RefSeq names its product retinoid x receptor, beta a (gene rxrba). The coding region runs from base 288 to 1697 and encodes 469 amino acids. Gene Ontology annotation, cellular component: nucleus; RNA polymerase II transcription regulator complex. Lineage: Eukaryota; Metazoa; Chordata; Actinopteri; Pleuronectiformes; Pleuronectidae. Gene Ontology annotation, biological process: retinoic acid receptor signaling pathway; positive regulation of transcription by RNA polymerase II; response to retinoic acid. The record is from RefSeq and is a predicted model, not a curated record. The transcript has 13 exons. Gene Ontology annotation, molecular function: retinoic acid-responsive element binding; nuclear steroid receptor activity; nuclear receptor activity.